Cucumis sativus (cucumber) is the source of this 1977-nucleotide messenger RNA. Its product is annotated as protein GLUTELIN PRECURSOR ACCUMULATION 3. Lineage: Eukaryota; Viridiplantae; Streptophyta; Magnoliopsida; Cucurbitales; Cucurbitaceae. The record is from RefSeq and is a predicted model, not a curated record. Gene Ontology annotation, molecular function: protein binding. The transcript has 16 exons.
UCCAGCGUUGGUAUAAAAGGAAUUUUGCCGGGCGGCCUCUGUAAUUAUAUGUUGACCAAGUCCUCCCGUUUGCCGUCUCAGGUGAACUGAGGAAAGCGGAAGAAGAAACUAUGCAUUACUGGGUGAAAGCUUCCCCCUCUGAUUUCUCUGGAACUCUUCCUAAACCUCGCAGUGGCCACUCCGCUGUUAACAUCGGAAAUUCGAAGAUCGUCGUGUUUGGUGGCCUUGUCGACAAGAAAUUUCUAAGCGAUAUCGCUGUUUACGACAUCGAAAAUAAAUUAUGGUUUCAGCCAGAAUGCACUGGCAAUGGCUCAGAUGAACAAGUUGGUCCCAGCCCACGAGCUUUUCAUAUUGCUGUCGCAAUUGAUUGCCACAUGUUUGUCUUUGGUGGACGUUUGGGUAGCAAAAGGAUGGGUGAUUUCUGGGUUCUAGACACUGAUAUCUGGCAAUGGUCUGAGCUAACUAGUUUUGGUGAUUUGCCUUCACCAAGGGACUUUGCCGCAGCCUCAUCUUUUGGAAACCGGAAAAUUGUCAUGUGAGUAUUAGUAUGGGGGUGGGAUGGUAAGAAGUGGUUGUCAGAUGUAUAUGUCCUAGACACAAUGUCACUUGAAUGGACUGAACUUUCAGUUUCUGGAUCACUGCCUCCUCCAAGAUGUGGCCAUACUGCAACUAUGCUUGAGAAAAGGUUGCUUGUCUAUGGUGGAAGAGGAGGUGGUGGGCCAAUACUGGGCGACUUAUGGGCUCUAAAAGGACUAAUUGAAGAAGAGAAUGAAAGCCCUGGAUGGACUCAGUUGAAGCUUCCAGGUCAAGGUCCUUCUCCCCGUUGUGGCCAUACCAUUACAUCAAGUGGACAUUAUCUACUGUUAUUUGGAGGACAUGGGACUGGUGGUUGGCUUAGUCGCUAUGACGUUUACCACAAUGAUUGCAUUGUGUUGGACAGGGUAACUGCUCAGUGGAAACGGUUGCCUACUGGAAAUGAAGCUCCUUCAGCACGAGCAUACCAUUCAAUGAACUGUAUUGGAUCACGUCAUUUGUUAUUUGGUGGUUUUGAUGGGAAAUCGACCUUUGGUGAUUUGUGGUGGUUAGUUACUGAAGAGGACCCCAUUGUAAAGAGGUUGUUUUCCACAUCAUCCAACGAUCUCCCUCAAAAUAAGGACUUGACAUCAUUGAGCAAAGAUUCCAAUUCUGCACACGAGGAUUCUCACGAGAGGCAUAAUGCAGUAGUAGAGUUGGGAAAGAGUUUGGGGAUUACCAUCUCAUUCUCAAAUCCGGGUCUUCCAGUUGUAGACGAGAUGGAUGAUAAAGAGUUCCUUAAUUUAGCAUACAGUUUAAGUGAAGUUAAACCUUCUAUCUCUGGACGUGCUACGCAUAUUGAGGCCAUCGAGGCACUACGGAGCCAUUGGAGGAAUUCUAAUCCUAGGUUAAUUCCACUGAAAGAGCUUGGGCCAUUACUUCGUGAUUACCAGCGCUUGAUCACUCAUAAUUAUUUUGCAAACGAUGGGCCUCGGUCAGAAUUCAUUAGUACCAGUCUUCCUGGAAAGGAUGCAUAUCAAUUCUACCAUAUUAAUGACUUCCGUCAGCUCCUCGGAAAGCAAGCCUAUUUCUUCUUUAUACAUGUUUGCUUUGGUGAUAUUGAUCGGUCUGGUUGUGGGCUUUUAGAUGGCCAGAGCUUUUCACCUUUUGCUUUUGCUUUAAAACUUUCUUUCCAAUGCACUCUCUCUGUAACUACAGGUUUGUUUUUUCUUGGAAAAUGUUUGAAAGGGAUUACACAUAUGAAAUACCCUGAGAAUGUCUGAAUAUUUCUUCCCUUUUUAAAUUUGUUUUAGAGGGAUGUCAGUGGGCAAUUAUAUCUCUAGAAAAAGGAGAAAUUUAGCCAAAUUUAAAUUUCUAUCACAAAUUACCAUAUUGUUUGCUCAAUACAUUAAUUAAUUGUUUUUUUUCUCUCUAUCUCAAACAAAAGUUGGAGAUUUGAAGCUA